GCGCGGGGCGCCGGGAGGCGGCGCCUGCCGCUAACAAAAGUGCGCGGCGCGGGGCGGCCGCGGCCCUGCCUCCCGGGGCGCGGGCAACAAGUGGCUGCCGGCGGCUUCCCGGGGAGGCGGCAGCGGCGGAGGGAGGCGGCGCGGCGCGGCGCGGUGCGGCGGGGCCGGCGACCGAGGCCCGCCCGCUGGUGGAUUACAGCUGGAGCCGCCGCCGCCCGCGCGGCCGCAGAGCCGCCUCACCCCGCCAGGGCGCCGUGUUUGCCCCCUCUUAUUUUUGGAGCGGGGUGGGGGGAACGCCCCCCGAGGGGGCUGCCGCGAGCAUGGACGGGUGAAGCCGCGGCGGGUCCCGCCCGCGCCGCCGCGCUAUAAGGAUGGUGCGCGGCGGGCGGCGGUGGGCAUGAGGCGCGGAGGAUGGGCGCCAACAACGGCAAGCAGUGCGGCAGCGACGGCAAAGGCAGCUCAAGUAUCUCAUCCGACGUGAGUUCAAGUACAGAUCACACACCCACCAAAGCCCAGAAGAAUGCAGCUACCAGUGAAGAUUCUGACUUGAGUGUGCGGACGCUCAGUACGCCAAGCCCGGCAUUGAUAUUCCCGCAGAAUUCCCACAGUUUCCAGAAUGGCAGAGGGUCGUCUACUUCCUCGUCCUCCGUCACAGGGGAGACCGUUGCCAUGGUCCACUCGCCGCCACCAACCCGCCUCACGCAUCCUCUCAUCCGGCUGGCAUCCAAACACCAGAAGGAACAGGCCAACAUAGACCGGCUGCCAGAUCACUCCAUGAUCCAGAUAUUCUCUUUUCUGCCUACCAACCAGCUGUGCCGCUGCGCCCGGGUGUGCCGCCGCUGGUAUAACCUCGCCUGGGACCCACGGCUUUGGAGGACUAUUCGCCUGACAGGCGAGACAAUCAACGUAGACAGGGCUCUUAAAGUGCUGACGCGGAGGCUUUGUCAGGAUACACCGAACGUAUGUCUCAUGUUGGAGACAGUAAUAGUUAGUGGCUGCAGGCGGCUCACAGACAGAGGACUCUACACCAUUGCCCAGUGCUGCCCAGAGCUGAGGAGGCUGGAGGUAUCUGGCUGUUACAACAUCUCCAACGAGGCAGUCUUCGAUGUGGUGUCGCUGUGUCCCAACCUGGAACACCUGGAUGUGUCAGGCUGCUCCAAAGUGACAUGCAUCAGUUUGACUCGUGAAGCCUCCAUCAAGCUGUCUCCCUUACAUGGGAAACAAAUCUCCAUCCGCUACUUGGACAUGACAGACUGCUUCGUCCUGGAGGACGAAGGACUGCACACCAUUGCCGCUCACUGCACUCAACUGACCCACCUGUACCUGCGUCGCUGCGUCCGCAUCACCGACGAGGGUCUCCGCUACCUGAUGAUUUACUGCACGUCCAUUAAGGAACUGAGCGUGAGCGACUGUCGCUUUGUCAGUGACUUUGGCAUGCGGGAGAUUGCCAAGCUGGAGUCACGCCUUCGAUACCUUAGCAUCGCUCACUGCAGUCGGAUCACAGACGUGGGCAUACGUUACAUUGCCAAAUACUGCAGCAAGCUGCGCUACCUCAAUGCGCGGGGCUGCGAGGGUAUCACGGACCACGGUGUGGAGUACCUCGCCAAAAAUUGCACAAAACUCAAAUCGCUAGAUAUUGGCAAGUGCCCUCUGGUCUCCGACACCGGCCUGGAGUUUCUAGCCCUCAACUGCUUCAACCUGAAGCGCCUGAGCUUGAAAUCAUGCGAGAGCAUCACGGGGCAGGGCCUGCAGAUUGUAGCUGCCAACUGUUUUGACCUGCAGAUGUUGAACGUGCAGGACUGCGAUGUCUCUGUGGAUGCUCUACGGUUUGUUAAACGGCAUUGCAAGCGCUGUAUUAUAGAGCACACCAACCCUGCCUUCUUCUGAAAGGACACCCCACAGCUGUUGUUACAACACAGUAUUAAAAACACUGAUGUAUAAACACACAAUCCCAUACUCAGUAAUGCUGUCUUUUCUAUGGCUCACAGGAGUCAGCUUUUCUUGUUUGUUGGUGGUGAGGGGGGGGUUUCUAGAGGACUAUUUUGUUUGCUUUUUGUAUGAUCACUUUUUAAGGUGCGGCGGGUCUCUGUGAAGAGGCUGCCUUAAAGCAAAAGCGGUGAGUGCUCAGCAUCCCCACUGUGCCGCCUUUUCCAUAACAGCCCUGAUCUUGUCCCAGGCUAAUGUAGCUGACUUCAAAGGUAAUAGCACAUAAUCCCUCCUUUGGAAGUGCUACUAAGCUGUGUGAAAUAUAUCUGAAUUCCAGCUAUGCUCAUGAGUCUGACUAUGCAAUAUAUGUCAUGUUCCCCAACUUCUAAUAUGGUUGAUAAAGCAUCCCCUUAUCUCCAUGUAGUUUCUCCUUGGUGGUCAUUCCUCGUAAUUCCUCAGGAGACACUGGGUGAUGUCUUCAAAUGUGCUUGACUGGGGCAGAAGAUGAGCUGCUGGCUAUUGCUGAGCACUGUGCUGAGUGAAUUUGGAAAUCAUGCCCAUGCAUGGUUUCUCUUGGAAAGCCUCCUUCCAGAUCACUCAUGCGUCAUCACCACUUGCCUUCAGUUCUGCAUCAGCCCUCUCCUGCAUGUGUAGUACCACCCUCUGGUAGCCAAAAGGGACUUCUGGGUCUUGUAAGCAGUGACAUUUUCACUUGAGUGAAAGAAAACAGAUAAGAUAUUGGUGGCCUGGCAAAGGAAAAAGUCAGCAGAUCAGCCUGAGAAGCCUUUGUGUUUCUGCAACAAGCCGAGAUAGCUCUGUGGUACACCACGGACUCUGAAGUGUUGUGGAAUGGUUUGCGUGGGGCAGUCCCCGUUGCUGUGCUACACUACUGCCACCAGAAGGUCUGUCUGCCUGCCUUCACAGUGUCUCCUCAGCAGCCAUGGCACUAAUGCAGCUGAUGCUCCCUGAGCAAACCAGGCGCAUGCGUUGAGGUGUGUUCAAUAUGUGCCUUAAUACACGUAGAAACCUGACCAUUUUCUGUGGCCUUCCAGUCUAAGGGAUGGAUGGCUGAUCUCAUGACUUCAAAGACAUUAGCCUGCUAUAAGAUCACACUCAUGGGGAAAGAGGGGCUUAGGACAUUGUUCACAUUAGAUUUAGAUUUUUGUGAAACCUUGUCAGUGUGUGUUCCCUUAAGCUGGAGAAAUGGCUGCUGUUCAACAAGGAAUUAAACCAUCAACCUUGCCCUGCAACACUAGAAGCCCUUACUUACUUCACACUUUUCUGACAGCUAUUUUCUCUGCCUUUCCACAUGUAAUGCUCUGAUCUGAAAGCCAGACAUGUUAGGAGUGAUGAUGUUUUCAGGCAGGCCCCCUGCGCGUGACUAACAGGUGAAUUCGUACAUUCAGCUCAAAUGCUAUAAAUGUCUUGGUAAAGGAUGUAAGAAGGGAAGCACUGCAUCUGGUUUUCAUAAGCCGUGGUUCCAUCAUCUCCAGGCAACACUAAUAAAAUCAUUGGUAUGAAGUAAAAAUCCAUAUGCUCAAGAAAAAUAUGUAAUUGCUGAGGAAAUAUUUGUAGCAACACACUCGAAUUAUAAAAAGCACUGCUUUUGCACAUCCCUGCAGCAAGAACUUGUCCUACUUGUGCAAAAUGCCCUGUAACUUGUGUGUAUUCCUCCAGUUGUGAAUUUCUUAACUUAGGGGAUAUUGUCAGCUCUGAAUUAUAAGUAAUAUUGUACAAAAGCAAAGAGGGACAAGGAAAAUAGGUUUUUCAUUGCUAUUACUGGUCAGUGUGUAACAGGAGGGUGAUACCAUUCUUCGACCAGUUAACAUCACUGUAGUUUCCCUUUUUGUAUUUUUUUAAAUUAGAGAUUUUCUUGAGCAAGCAGUACAGUAUAUUUUAUCCAAGUCAGCUAUGCUCUGUUUAUCCUUUAUCUCAAAAUGGCCCCAAGAAUAGUUAAAUGUUAAGCCCAUUCCUGAGGGUGGUGGGAUUUUGAGCCAUUUGCACUCAUGAAAUAUAAGUCUUACUAGUAACAUUUAACUGUUUAUUAAAAAAAAAAAAAGCUACUUCUCUGGCUAUGCUAAAUUGAGUGAAUAGUGCUACAUGUUUUUUAAGGUUUCUAAUGUUUAAAUUGGCCUGUACUGUACAAAUCUCACUAUAAAGCCUUAAUUUACUACCAAGAAAUAAAGCAAUAUAUUGGUAACUGA
This is a messenger RNA of Dromaius novaehollandiae (emu), 4130 nucleotides long. It is a transcript of the gene FBXL7, whose product is annotated as F-box and leucine rich repeat protein 7. Gene Ontology annotation, molecular function: protein binding. Gene Ontology annotation, cellular component: SCF ubiquitin ligase complex; cytoplasm. Gene Ontology annotation, biological process: SCF-dependent proteasomal ubiquitin-dependent protein catabolic process. The record is from RefSeq and is a predicted model, not a curated record. Lineage: Eukaryota; Metazoa; Chordata; Aves; Casuariiformes; Dromaiidae. The coding region runs from base 412 to 1887 and encodes 491 amino acids. The transcript is spliced from 4 exons.